AUGAAUGCACUUAAAGCAGGUCGUUUCUUUCAACGUGCUCGGCCUCUUUUUACCCAAUCCAUACAUACUCGACGUCGUUUUCUAUACAAAUCGCUUGCACCCGGUGGAUUCUUUGCAUACAACCCUGAUACAGUCUGCAUACAGCUUCGCCAAGUACACAAAACAGCCGUCAACAACAGGCCAACAAAGGACGAGUUAUUAGCAGAAGCACGUGGAUUCCUUGAGCGAUGCAAGAUUCGAAUCAAGUACCCUCUUAUGCGGCAAAUGCGACCGUGGACACUGAACGAUAUCACGGCCAUGUUUUCGUGGCUCUUUCUUGGACAAAGUCUUUGGCUGUUGGUGGGAACCACUAGUUUUUUCAGUUUGGUGCUUUGGUUGGGUGGCAACUCGCGUCAAUUUCAAGAAUGGAUCGCCUAUCGUAUAGGACAGUAUCUUACAUCAGCAACAGGCGCUACAGUGGUAUUUGAAUCAGCUAUCAUGCCUAAUUGGAAAGAUGGCAAGAUUCGGUUCAAUCACGUGCACAUUUAUCGGAUGCCUCGUUCCGAGCGUGAAAAGUUUCAACGACAUGCUGCCAUGAUACAACAAACCUCAGAUGAUCAAGCCGUAGUGGUCCAAAACAACAACAACGACAACGAUGCUGAUGAUCCUUUGGCGGGAAUCCAUCUCGAUGAUGAUGAAAAGGACAAUGAAGUCUUGCGCACUUAUAUGUGGUUCGAUUUGACCUUUGAACGUGUCGAGGUGUCUUUGAGUUUAUUACGAUGGAUGGAUGGCAAAGGAUUGGUGCAAAGUGCCGAUGUCAAAGGCGUGCGUGGUGUAGUGGAUAGACGUCAUGUACGAUGGACCGGAGAAUACGAUCCAGUAGCUGCACGACACAAAUACACGCCUGGUGAUUUUGAAUUGGCAAAGUUCACACUAGAAGAUCUUCUCAUUACGGUGUAUCAACCUAAUGGCUUUCGACCUUAUCCAAUCUCCAUAUUCCAAGCGCAAUUAGAUCAAUUCCGUAAACAAUGGCUCUUUUAUGACAUCCUUUGUGCAACUUCCAUCGUGGGUGCAUUUGACAAGUGUCUUUUCAGCGUACAUACACCACAACUUGAAAAGAGUAUCUUGGAGCAAUCAGGACACAUCGAUUCCAAAAAAGUCGGCUUUCGUAGUCAUGAUAUAUACCACUAUUAUCCCUUUGCUAAACCCGAUCCAAACGGUGUCGUCGUUGGUGGUGAAACAGCUCAAUUUGGUGUAUUGACGGAUCAGGGUAUGCGAAAACAAGGUUAUAAACGCAAAUCUCGUAUACGCAUUGAUGGUGUCAACAUUGAUCAUAUCAACCGUGGUUUGGAAGGACCUCCUGGAUGGAUCACGUCUGGUAUCGUUGAUACAUGCGCUGAUAUUUAUAUUCCUCAAGAGGCAUCUGAAGCGGAUUCAACGGAGCUUUUACGCAAGCUUGUCUAUGAGCUCACGGACAGCAUUGAAUUACCACAACCCGUCAUGCUUGGAGCUGGCAACAGUGACGAUCUUUUGGUUGUGGGUGGGGGCAAUUCCAACAAGGAAGAAGAUCAACAACACCUCAAAAAAGAAGAACCCAAAAAGUUUGUGAUGGAUAUCGAUUUUCGUUUCAAAGAUACCAAAGCCUCUGUUCCAUUAACGACACCUGAUUUGAGCUAUAUCAACAAUGCUAUGGUGCGUCCAGUGGUGGCAUACAUCAACCGCAACAAGACCAUUGUUCCUAUCAAAUGUCGUGUGGUGCUUGACCUUAGCAACUUCGAUGGCUCAUGGACCGGCUAUGACUCGACGCUUAUUGAUCAUGUCAGCGAGCAACUUGGCAAAGGAUUUGUGGAUUUGACCAUGGAUCAGCAAGCACACAACAAGAGAUUGAAAAGGAUUGGCUACUGGAGUUUGCGUGAAAUGUUGAGGAAUAUCGUGAGUAUCCACGAUAUGAUGAGGGUUUCAUCACGUGGCUUCUGGAGCUAUCUUGGAACAAGUCCUGCCAAUUGA
Molecule: messenger RNA, 1986 nt
Organism: Lichtheimia ornata
Lineage: Eukaryota; Fungi; Mucoromycota; Mucoromycetes; Mucorales; Lichtheimiaceae
Exons: 4
Coding region: 1-1986 (661 amino acids)
Biological process (GO): mitochondrion inheritance
Cellular component (GO): mitochondrial inner membrane
Source: RefSeq, a predicted model, not a curated record